AUGUUUAUUGCGCGAUCCGAAUAUGCCAAACCCUCCAGCACUUUCUCCCCGGAAGGCCGUCUCUUCCAAGUCGAAUACUCACUCGAAGCCAUCAAACUUGGCUCAACUGCGAUUGGAGUAGCGACAUCCGAAGGUGUAGUACUGGGCGUUGAGAAACGAGUUACAUCCACCCUGCUAGAAACCUCCUCGGUCGAGAAGAUUGUCGAAAUCGACCGGCAUAUAGGAUGUGCAAUGUCUGGUUUACAGGCUGAUGCUCGCUCAAUGAUUGAACAUGCUCGUGUGGAAAGCCAAAAUCACGAAUUUCACUACAAAGAACCCCUCCGGGUCGAAAGUUGUACACAGGCAAUUUGCGACUUGGCUUUGAGAUUCGGAGAAGGGGCUGAUGGAGAGGAGAGCGUAAUGAGUAGGCCCUUUGGAGUUGCCCUCCUCAUCGCAGGUCAUGAUGAAGAUGGGCCGCAAUUAUAUCAUGCAGAACCGUCCGGCACAUUUUACCGCUACGAUGCCAAAGCUAUAGGAUCUGGCAGUGAAGGCGCCCAGGCCGAACUGCAAAACGAAUAUCAUCGAUCCUUGACGUUGGCGGAAGCUGAAACCUUGGUUUUGAAGACCCUCAAGCAGGUUAUGGAAGAAAAGCUGGACGCUAAAAAUGUACAAUUGGCAAGUGUGACAAAGGAGAAAGGGUUCCGUAUCUACAAUGAUGAAGAUAUGGGCAGGGUAGUGUCUACAUUGGGAGAGAACCAGUGA
Uncinocarpus reesii 1704 is the source of this 741-nucleotide messenger RNA. RefSeq names its product proteasome component PUP2. The record is from RefSeq and is a predicted model, not a curated record. The transcript has 4 exons. Gene Ontology annotation, biological process: proteasome-mediated ubiquitin-dependent protein catabolic process. The coding region runs from base 1 to 741 and encodes 246 amino acids. Lineage: Eukaryota; Fungi; Ascomycota; Eurotiomycetes; Onygenales; Onygenaceae. Gene Ontology annotation, cellular component: nucleus; proteasome core complex, alpha-subunit complex; proteasome core complex.